Messenger RNA from Nylanderia fulva, 573 nucleotides. RefSeq lists its product as uncharacterized. The record is from RefSeq and is a predicted model, not a curated record. NCBI's taxonomy places the organism in Eukaryota, Metazoa, Arthropoda, Insecta, Hymenoptera, Formicidae.
AUGGCCGAAUUAAGAAAUUUGCUCAUCUCGCAAGUUGAAAUCAUCGACUCGAUAAAGCGAGUCUUCGUUAACUUCAAGAAAUUAGCGAAAGCUAAUGUUACAUUAGCAAAGACGCAGGGGCGUCUUGCAACUCUGGAAACGCUUUGGACUUCCUGUCGAGGACUACACGUCAAGCUGCUGCAGGUCACAACUUUGGAGGUGCAGAAGACUGUCUCGUAUUUUCUGAAUGGAGACUUUCUGAGCGCCGAGGAGUACCACGACACGGCGGACCUUCUUCGCGAUACGAUAAGUCGACUCUCAAUUAAUCAAUCUCCGUCGUUAGAAAACAGUACUGAUUCUUCUAUUCGCGAGGGCGUUUAUAAUCACAAUUUUCAGUUGCCACGGAUCUUACUUCCGAAGUUUUCGGGCAAGUUCUCCGAAUGGGAGAGCUUUAAAAAUACUUUCGAGUCUCUUGUCGCGAGUAAUGAUUUUCUCGCGAACACGCAGAAAUUUUAUUACCUCAAAACGAGCGUCGUCGGUGACGCUGCCUCGAUUAUUAGUAAUUUAAAGAUUUCCGACGCUAAUUAUGAUUGA